GGGCUGGGAAGAGUUCCCUAAAAACGCAGCGAUCCAUGUGCUCUGAGCCAGGAAUUGUGGGGGCACAAGGCACGGCGGUCCCAUCUGUUAGGGUUCAGCCGGAGUUGUAACAGCUGGCACAUCAUAUGAAAUAAUGGGGGGACGCCGGUCUGCGAGCGGGAUGCUGUUUAAGUACUGUGCUCAUCAGGCACUUGGUUCGCUCGGUGUGUCACCAGAAAGCCAGGGCUUAUUUCAUAGAGUCAUAGAAUCCCAGGUUGGAAGAGACCUCAAGGAUCAGCUGGUCCAGCCUUUCUUGGCAAAAACACAGUCUAGACAAGAUGGCCCAGCACCCUGUCCAACCUGAUCUUACAAGUGCCCAAUAUUGGGGAAUCCAACACUUCCAGAUUAUUAAUCCAUUGCAGGUUUUUUCCAGUCCCAUGCAGUGGAAGUAGAUAUAAAGGAUGCCUCUAAUGCUACAUGCCUGUAUGCAAAUUGGAUGAUGAGGUUCUUGAUAACGUAUGAAUCAAACACUAGUGAUUAUAAAACCACAGCCUUGAAUUUGUCAUCCAGUGUGACACACAAUGGAAGCGUCUGUGGCAAUGACACACAACCUGCACUUGUGGCAGUGCAGUUUGGGGAAGGUCAUUCUUGGAGCAUUAACUUUACAAAAAACAACGAAACUUUCCAGGGGGACUUGAUCACAUUUACCUACAACACCAAUGACACAGCUGUGUUUCCUGAUGCCAAGAGAAAAGGACCGGUUUCUGUUGUUGUGAAGGACCCUACGCGUCCAGUGCAACUGAAUAAUGUCUACGUGUGUCAUAACACUGACUUGGUUGAAGCAGAAAAUGUAACUCAGAUUUUCUGGAAUGUUACUUUGCAGCCUUUUGUUCAGAAUGGCACAGUCAGUAAAAAAGAGUCUAGAUGUCCUGCUGAUACACCUACUUCUGCUCCUACGAUUCUGCCUACCACUGCCAAUGUGACUACCGCAUCCACCACCACUUUGUCGCCUGCUCCAACCACUCCUCCCAAACCUGUGGAGAAUCCAGACACAGGAAACUAUUCUCUUAAAAGUGGAAAUAAAACCUGUCUGCUGGCUAGUGUGGGGCUUCAGCUGAAUGUUUCCCAAGACAAGCCUCUCCUGAUCAACAUCAAUCCAAAGACAACCACCGCAGAUGGUGCCUGUGGAAACACAACAGCAACUCUGAGGCUGAAUGAUGGAAAUAGCACACUGAUUAGUUUCACAUUUGUUGUUAAAAAUACAACUGCAAGUGCACAGAAGUUUUAUCUGAAAGAGGUGAAUGUUACGCUGCUCAACCGGCUGAAUGGUUCUGUCAUUUCAAGUGCAGAUAACCACAAUUUCAGCAAGUGGGAUGCUUUCCUUGGGAGCUCUUACAUGUGCCGGAAAGAGCAAACUCUCGAGAUUAGCGAAGAUAUUCAAGUACAUACUUUUAAUCUAAGGAUUCAGCCAUUCCUUGUGGAGGCAAAUCAGUUUGCUACAGCCCAAGAAUGCUCUGCUGAUUCUGACCUGAACUUUCUUAUUCCCAUCGCAGUGGGCAUGGCACUUGGAUUCCUUAUCAUUCUUGUCUUUAUAUCUUACCUCAUUGGAAGAAGGAAAAGUCGUACUGGCUAUCAGUCUGUGUAAUCUCUUCGUUCCAUCUCUGUUGCCACCUUCCCUGCUCUUCUCCCUUUCCCAGACUCCCUGAUCUGCCCCUUUAAAAAGAAGAAAAACAAAUUAAUUUAUGGUUUCUUUCUUUAAAAAAGAUUUAAAUCACUUCAUGGUAGGGUGACGUGCCCCGAGUAUGAAGAUGAGUUACGAUUACUUGAAGCUACUGUAUGAUUUUGGAAAAAGUAAGUGUUGUGAGGACCAUAGAAUUGAGCAGAGGUGAAGUGUGUCCUUGUGAGAAAUUGUUUUGAGGAAAGAAGACAUCUACCAAGCUUUAUGUUGUUUAAUCUUUUUAUACAAGAAAAUUUCUAGCUGCCUACAGCUUGUCUUGGAUAAUGCUAAAGCUGAAACUAUAAUUAAAAGUGUGAAUGCUGUGUCGAAAGGGACUGUACGUGCAGUGGGAAAAAAUACCACGCUCUUAACAGACUUCCAUGGGGAACUUGGCAUAUGGCUGUUCUUGGGAACCAAUCUGAAUUUCCUGUUCCUUCUGAAUGUAAAGGUAGUACCUGAUCUCACUAAUAAUAUGAGAAGAGCAUCUGAAUCUUCUAGUAAAUUAAUUUGUUUAGCAUCAGUAUGGAGAAGUUGACUGCUAGCAUAUGUUGAAUAGCUCUGCACUUGGCAUGAUGGCUAAUUUGCUAAGAUCAGGCUCAGUUCUGGAGAACUUUGGCUGCUCAGAAAAGCCAACAGUCUGCUAAAGGAAAUGUCUCCUGUGCUAUUUGGUUGGACUGCAUUUUUCCUUUUGUUCUGAGCUCAAUUGUGAAAUGAGGGUGGGAGGCUGGAAUUUCACUGGCUGCAAUUUCUCUCAGCUUUGAUUCUGAACAUAAAAGAAACUACACAGCACUGCGCCAUGUGAGGCUCAAGAGUAUUUUGAGAGCACUCAAAGACUGACUAAACACAGAUUGCUCAGAGAUUCCUGCAGGUUGUUUGGACAGCUUUCAUAGGUUAACAAGGGAUCACUGAAAAGCUGUGAUUUAGAAUGCAAGUGAAGAUAUAAAACCAGUCGGUUUUGAUAGAAUUAAUCUGCUUUUAACCUCCUCAUUAUUACUGUCUCAGUGUCAGAGCACAAAAUUUCUAGCAUGAGGAAUGCUGAUCGUAAAGCAGAAUAUAUAUAUAUAGUGAAGAAAGUGACUUCCAAAGGAAUAAGAGCAUCUGACCUGUUUGAAGAUGCUUUCUUUGUUAUUAAUGCCAUACCUUUUGCAAUUCUAUGUUCCAUAUAUAAACUGUACCAAAACAUAAGUUAGUCGUUAGUGGUUGUGUUCUGCUUCAUUCCCAUCAGGCCCAUGUUGGUGGGAUGGAAGGAUGAAAGAAGCCUCUUGCUCUUUCAGCCUUUUUGGUCCACAUUGGCCAAAGCCUCGUGCAGCAAACGAGCCCUGAUCUCCAGCUGUGGGACAGCUCAAGAGCUGCCAGGCCUGCAGAGAGCUGCUGAGGUCACACAGAGUUCUGUCCUCUGCAGCAAAUGUUUGCUAAAGCUGCUUUAGUAUUUAAUCUCUUUGUGCACUGAGCCCACAUCCGUGUGGUAGGGAAAGCACCUUCUGUAAUUCACGUGCUCAGAGGGGACAGCCAGCACUGCUGUUUAAGUAACUCCCAACAGCUCUAUAUUCAGGGAAGGGAGAUUUUUGAAGAGUUAGUUUUGAUGUCCGAGAAAUACCCGUACAUUCAAUUAUUCUUGUCCUCACUGUGACCAAAGAUACACUCUACCUGAAUCUGACAAAAGUGACUUUGUACUGCAAAUGGGCUCUUGAACCAAGUUGUCUUUUUUUUUUUAGGAAUGUAAUUUAAUGCUGCUGAGUUGGACUGUGUGCUUCAGAUUUGGUUGUCUUGGUCCUCUGUAUUGUAACUUUGCUCUCACAAUACUUGAUUUCCCUGCCAGAGUGGUAAAUGGAAUUAUUUUGAGGCUGGCAAUUUCUGAAUAACACCCCCUUGUCAGUGUGGUGCUUCUCUGCUGCCAGCAGAUGGACCCAGCUAUGGCUUCAUGCUCAGAUUGCAGAUUGAAGUAUUUGACAUCACUUUUGCUAGGCUAUUUUAGUAAAAUGUGGUCAUUUACCAGAUGCAGACACACACACACACAUAUAUAUUUUAUAUAUACAUAUAAAGUAUUAUUUUGAGCUUCAGUAGAAGUCAAAAAUGGAUCCAGCACUUUCAGGUGGUUGCAGCAUGAAGAGUGGCGUAUACAGUUUUCCAGAUCUUGAAAUGACUGUACAAAUAUGCUGAAAGCAGAAUAUGUGUAUGGAAAAUAAAGUUAACUCUUGUGUUUAUAAA
Messenger RNA from Empidonax traillii (willow flycatcher), 3904 nucleotides. RefSeq names its product lysosomal associated membrane protein 2 (gene LAMP2). Gene Ontology annotation, biological process: cellular response to starvation; autophagosome maturation; protein targeting to lysosome involved in chaperone-mediated autophagy. The coding region runs from base 476 to 1624 and encodes 382 amino acids. The transcript has 9 exons. The record is from RefSeq and is a predicted model, not a curated record. Gene Ontology annotation, cellular component: autophagosome membrane. NCBI's taxonomy places the organism in Eukaryota, Metazoa, Chordata, Aves, Passeriformes, Tyrannidae.